Amphiprion ocellaris (clown anemonefish) is the source of this 1923-nucleotide messenger RNA. It is a transcript of the gene cav3, whose product is annotated as caveolin 3. Gene Ontology annotation, biological process: caveola assembly; regulation of membrane potential. Lineage: Eukaryota; Metazoa; Chordata; Actinopteri; Pomacentridae. The transcript is spliced from 2 exons. Gene Ontology annotation, cellular component: caveola. Gene Ontology annotation, molecular function: molecular adaptor activity; connexin binding; transmembrane transporter binding. The record is from RefSeq and is a predicted model, not a curated record. The coding region runs from base 141 to 599 and encodes 152 amino acids.
GUCUGCAGCAGCUGUCCUCUGGCAUGUGAGGGGGAGCGUCCCAGUCGUGAUACACGGGUCAGAAGUGAGCUUCGUGCAGUUUGAUCCAGGAAGGUUUUAUCUUCACCUCGUCCAACCUGUCCAGGACUUGGGGCCCCACCAUGGCGGAUCAGUACCAGUACAACACCAACGAGGAGAAGAUUGUGAAGGACAGCCACACUAAAGAGAUCGAUCUAAUUAACAGAGACCCCAAGCAGAUCAAUGAGGACGUGGUGAAGGUGGAGUUUGAGGAUGUCAUUGCAGAGCCUGAUGGUACGCACAGCCUGGACGGAGUGUGGAAGCUCAGCUACACCACCUUCACUGUGUCCAAAUACUGGUGCUACCGCAUCCUGUCUGCUGUCUUCGGUAUCCCCGUGGCUCUGCUCUGGGGCUUUUUGUUUGCCUGCAUCUCCUUCUGCCACAUCUGGGCUGUGGUUCCCUGCAUCAAGAGCUGUCUGAUUGAGUCACAGUGCAUCAGUCGCAUCUACUCCCUCUGCAUCCAGACCUUCUGUGAUCCAUUCUUUGAAGCCCUGGGCAAGAUUUUCAGCAGCGUGCGUGUGGCGCUGCGCAAAGAAGUUUAAAAACUCAGGAAGUAGUGUUUAUAGCGUGAUCGGAUGACGUACGGUAUCUUUUUAUAUAUCAGAAGAUCAGUCCUGGCAUCUUACUUACUCCCUGAUACUCCUCCUCCUACACUGUCCCCACCCUCCCAACCUCAGACUCAGGGAUCUGAGUCCUGACAUGCCCAGUGUGCCUUUUGCAACCAGAAGUUGUGUGACAGCUGCAGCAGGCAGCGAGGUUCUGUGACAGCUCUGGCACUCCUGGAAGCCUCAGUGCUCCUGGCUGAGGGAGAAGAGGGCCGCCUGCUUGGAUCCCACCUCCCUCAUUUAUUUGUAUCACAAAAAGCUCAGGCAAUGGCGAUUUGUUAUCGGCAAAUGAAAUCAACUCCCCUGCUGCACCUGUGAACGAUGCUGCCUGUAUGAUUUACAUUUGGCUAUUCUUUAAAGUUAAACUGAUGCUGCAUGUUGCCACGCCUAGUAUUGUUGUACUUCACAUGGAUAUAAUUUGUGUAAUUAUUUGAAUUAAUCUUGUUAUAAAACCCUAACAGAAUGAAGAGAAUUUAAAGCAAAGUAACUAUUUUCUCCAGCGUUGUCUGAUUUCUUUAUGUGCUCCACAUGUCCCUCUUAAUUUGUGAUGACUACAGAAACUAGCUGACUGUUAUAAGAAUUGCAGAUGUGCUUGUCUGGAACCAGUUAUGCAGAUAAUUAAGUUCUUUUUAUCAAAAUGUGAUGAGUGGAAUAAUGAACAUAUUUGUUUGCAUAUUUUAGUCAGAUAUGUGUAAGCAAGUAUGGACAAAACCCCUGAUGGAGUAAAGCAAAAAUUUUCUGGGAAAUCAGUUAUAUGUCAUUUUUCACAGUGUUACUUGGGUUGAAAAGUAUAAUACAUUUGCUGCUGCUAUUGUGUACCUGCAGUGUAAAGAGAAAAAUAAUAUAUAGGAAGAAAUGAAUACACUUUAAAACUUAAGAAACUGUCUUUUUUUUGUAUAAUGCACCACUAGUAAAUUGUGUAAUUGAAAGUGUAUGAUGUUGAUUGUUUAAAAAUCAUUCUAAAAGGCUUCAGAAAUCAUUUACACCACACAUCUGAUGCAGUGUUUUUGAAACCUUCAUCCAUCCUGGAAGCAGCGACCUGUGAACUGUGACCCACUAGAGGUUGCUGUUGUGUAUCUUCCAUGUGUCUGAGGUCCAUUCUGGAUGAUUCACUGUCACCACACCCUCCGUUGUUUAUGAUACACUCUGGCUGCUGUUUUUCUAAUCUUGUAAUCAGCUACAAACUCUAGAAACACACAGAGUUUACAUGUUCAGAAAUAGCACUGAUUAAUGAAAUGUAUUAAACUGUGUAAUUAAUGAA